Messenger RNA from Leptosomus discolor (cuckoo roller), 864 nucleotides. RefSeq lists its product as uncharacterized. The record is from RefSeq and is a predicted model, not a curated record. NCBI's taxonomy places the organism in Eukaryota, Metazoa, Chordata, Aves, Leptosomiformes, Leptosomidae.
AUGUCGUGCUACCUACAGCAAUGCCUCCCUCCGAUCUACCAGGACCCCAUCCCCAUCAAGUACCCGCCAAUGUACGCUGCAAGACACCCGCCAGUGCCUACCUGGCACUCGACACUGUGCACCCCACAGUAUGUGACCCCCUGUGUCCCCCGGCAGCGGAUCAUGUCCUCCAGCUUCUCCCAACAGCAGUGUGUGACCCAGUGCAUGCCGCGGCAGCAGUAUGCAACCAAGUCUGUGCCGCUGCAGCAGCGUGUGACCCAGCACAUCCUACAGCAGCCAUGUGUAACUCGGUGUGUGACAAUGUGUGUGCCGCAGCAGCAGUGUGCAACCAAGGGCGCGUCGCAGCAGCCUUGUGUGACCAAGUGUGUGCCGCAGCAGCAGUGUGCCACCAAGUGCGUGACCUCCUGCGCCCCCCAGCAGCAGUGUGUGACUGAGGGCGUCCCACAGCAGCAGUGCCCGACCAGGUGUGUGACCACGUGUGUGCCACAGCAGCCGUACCCGACCAAGGGCAUCCCACAGCAGCAGUGUGCGACCAAGUGCAUCCCGCAGCGGUGUGUGACCACGUACACCCCGCAGCAGCAGCAGUGUGCGACCAGAUGUGUCACCACGUGUGUCCCCCAGCAGCGUGCGACCAAGUACGUCUCACACCGGUUUGUGAACGCUUGUGCCCCGCAGCAGUGUGCCACCACAUGCGUCCCACAGCAAUCUGCAACCAGGUGUGUGACCAAGUGUGUCCCACAGCAGCAGUGUGUGACCAAGUGUGUCCCACAGCAGCAGUGUGCCACCAAGUGUGUCCCGCAGCAGCAGUGUGUCACCAAGUGUGUCCCACCGCAGCAGUGUGCCCCCAAGUGUGACCAAGCAUAA